AUGCAACUGCGCGCGAAGUGGGGCAUCCACCACGAAGACUUGGAAAGGAUUGUUGAUGGUCAGAUCAGUGCUGGGUCCUUUGGAUCAGUCGCCCGUGGUUUGUGGUUUGGGGCUCCCGUUGCUCUCAAGAGGUUGCACAAGUUCGACUUGGAUCAAUGCCAAGCGCUGCUAGUUGAAACAAAUCUCUGGUAUGGCUUGCGGCAUCCUCAUAUUGCGCGUUUGUUUGGUGCCUGCACGGGCGGAUAUCAGCUGCUCGUUAGCGAGCUAGUGGGGGGAGGGCGCCUAGAUAAGUAUCUUACGACUGGGCUUGGGGUUGAGGCGACGUGGGGACUCUUACAAGACGCCGCCAUUGGGUUACAGGGGCUUCACCUGCACGGCGUCGUGCACGCAGACCUCAAGUGUGACAACAUCUUGGUAUCAGGAGACGGCCGAGCCAAACUGAUCGACUUUGGUCUCAGUUGCUUGCACACGGUCGAUGGAGGGAAAUGCCAGGGCGCCGAGCGGUGGAAAGCGCCCGAGUGUCUGAAGGGCAAAGGCCCCACGUUUGCAUCCGACGUGUUCUCGUUUGGAAUGUGCAUCGUCCAGGCUGUCAGUGGGAAGCUCCCUUGGGGUCUAACUAUGCCAAAUAGCGUGGUGCGGUAUCACGUUGUAAGAGCGCAACUCCCAACGAAGCCGGAUGCACUUACCCCAGUGCAGUGGGAGCUCGUCAAGCGCAUGUGCCGCUUUGAGCCAGACGACCGCCUUGAUCUCGACUUCGUUGUCAAGGUGCUCGGCUACUUCGCCAAGCGAGCUCCAUACGUCGACGACCGAACCGCCCAAGAAAUCCUCGCCACUUGGGAGAGUGAGUCCCAGGCAGCAACACCGUGA
Phytophthora sojae is the source of this 867-nucleotide messenger RNA. RefSeq lists its product as hypothetical. The coding region runs from base 1 to 867 and encodes 288 amino acids. The record is from RefSeq and is a predicted model, not a curated record. Lineage: Eukaryota; Oomycota; Peronosporomycetes; Peronosporales; Peronosporaceae. Gene Ontology annotation, molecular function: protein kinase activity; ATP binding. Gene Ontology annotation, biological process: protein phosphorylation. The transcript has a single exon.